Messenger RNA from Coccidioides posadasii C735 delta SOWgp, 2443 nucleotides. Its product is annotated as endoplasmic oxidoreductin-1. The record is from RefSeq and is a predicted model, not a curated record. Gene Ontology annotation, molecular function: thiol oxidase activity; FAD binding; protein-disulfide reductase activity. Lineage: Eukaryota; Fungi; Ascomycota; Eurotiomycetes; Onygenales; Onygenaceae. Gene Ontology annotation, cellular component: endoplasmic reticulum; endoplasmic reticulum membrane. Gene Ontology annotation, biological process: protein folding in endoplasmic reticulum.
AUUUGAUUUUGGACAAUGCCUGUGAAAAUGGGUGAUAAUUCGAUAUCCCCUUUAAAAUCUCUUGUCGUUACCUUUGCUUAGGAGCUAAAUACUACACAUAUUUAUUCUUAAUCCCCGUUUGAGCGACUUCUCCACAUUUUGCUGUAGUAGAUUCGAUCAUUGCAGUGUUAGCAUAUAGAUCUCUCCAACAACCUGGCAUUUUCUUUACCAAAUUCAACAAUGAGAUUAGUUGCGAAUUUUUUUUCCCUUGCUGCAUUCUCCUUUCUUCGGCCGGUCAAUGGCGAAAACUACGUCCCUGCGUUUCGGUGGCAUUUGCCCCAUGAUUGUCCAAUCGAUUCCAAGUCGACUAUUCCCGAUACGUGUGCCUCCUUUGCGACGGUGAAUUCUGCUAAUACGGAGAUUGCACCAAUUUUAAAAUCGAUCACACAAGAUACUGAUUUUUUUUCCUACUAUCGCCUCAAUCUGUUUAAUAAGAAAUGUCCCUUUUGGUCGGAUAACACUGGCAUGUGUGGCAACAUUGCCUGUGCUGUUAGUACGUUAGAGUCCGAAGACGAUAUUCCGGCCAUAUGGAGGGCGGAGGCGUUGAGCAAGCUGGAAGGACCUAAAGCUGGGCACCCGGGCAAAGAACAGCAACGAGCAAGGCCAAAAAAAAAGCCCCUUCAAGGAAUGCUUGGGGAAGAUGUUGGUGAAUCAUGUGUGGUGGAAUACGAUGAUGAAUGUGAUGAAAGGGAUUAUUGCGUACCUGAGGAUGAAGGAGCUACCGGAAAAGGGGAUUAUGUGAGUUUGGUUGAUAAUCCUGAACGAUUCACUGGCUAUUCUGGACCAGGUGCCUGGCAAGUUUGGGACGCAAUUUACCGGGAAAACUGUUUUCUCAAGCCGUCCCAGCAAGGGUUCCCCCCCCAAAAGAGGAUGAACUUUGGAGCAUUGCAGGCUGCUCACAGUUUUCAACAUGUGCUCGAAAAGCAUGAAAGAGAACAAUCUGUUAGUGCUGUCCUUCAUAAUGAAGGAUAUCCUGUGGAUGAUGAAUGUUUGGAAAAACGAGCUUUCUAUCGCUUAAUAAGCGGAAUGCAUGCCUCGAUAUCAACUCAUCUGUGCUGGAAUUAUUUCAAUCAGACUACGGGAGAAUGGUUGCCAAACCUGCAGUGCUACAAGGAAAGACUUCACUCUCAUCCAGACCGGAUAUCUAAUCUUUAUUUUAACUUUGCCCUUCUAUCUCGCGCUGUUGCCAAAUUGCAGCACCACUUGCAAAACUUCUCUUAUUGUGCCGAUGAUCCCGAGCAAGAUCAUGAAACGAAGCAGUGGAUGUCCCAGCUGACCGAUACCCUUGCUUCUGGGCCUCAGGUUUUUAAUGAGAGCAUCAUGUUUCAGGCUCAUGGCGGGAUUGCGUUAAAGGAAGAUUUUCGUAACCGUUUUCGAAACGUCAGUCGACUGAUGGACUGUAUCGGAUGUGACAAGUGUCGCCUCUGGGGAAAGCUUCAGACUGCCGGAUAUGGUACGGCGUUAAAGGUCUUGUUUGAAUUUGAUGGACCGGAGAGUAAUAACGGUUUACUUCGAAGAACGGAUCUGGUUGCCUUGAUUAACACUUUGGGAAGAGUCUCUCAUAGCGUAUCGGCGAUUCAAAAAUUUGAGAAGGCUCUCAAAUCGGGCGCGGAUCAUUUGACAGCACAUGCAAGUCCUUCACGUACACUUCGACAGCCUCGGGCUAGUUCCGAAGGUAAAACCGCUGCGAUAGCUGGUAACAACGCCCAAAAUCGAGACUCCGAGCAGCAAGAGGAAGCGAUGAGCGUUAAAGAUGUAUUCAACAAGGAAUGGCGUGUAGUAUGGCAGGCAUACGCUUAUGUGCUUCGGAGUUGGGCGAGGUUCCCGAAACUGAUAUAUCAUAUUUUUACCACAGAGAUUGGCCGCUUGUGGAAUUACUGGCUUGGGAAACCUAUUUCUCCUCGGUUAUGGAGAAUAUCGUUUCCGAGCAGGGAUGAAUUAUGAAUGGACCGCCAUGAGGUUUCUACUAUUUCUUUAGCGUUUCCCCUUUGGGCUCUACAGUGAGGGGUUAUCGUAUCUUGACGUACUGGGUGUGAUCUGAGGAUGACUACGGAGUACUCUGUACUUGAUUGAAAGAAUACUGCUGCCCGGGGCUAGGGCCAACAAUGUCUUGGACGACAAAGAGGCCGUUAUCGAGGGUAAUGGGCCAGGAUCGCGUCGGCCGAUGGUCGGAACUGGGACGGUACAGUACGGUCCCGUCCCGUUGUGCUCAGUACUGAUACCAUAUUGAGGGGAAGUACGGGGGUAGCUUGGUACUAUUACCAUGCCAGAUGCUCCGUUUCCAAGGCGAGCCUCCUUGCCAAGCGUGCGUACAGAUCAACCCACAGUGUGCUGAGCUCACCACACCAUGUAUGUAAUUUAUGUUCAGCGCCAUGUAACAUUACAAGCAGGCACAUGACCAGAC